This is a messenger RNA of Penicillium lagena, 1572 nucleotides long. RefSeq names its product aspartate kinase. Gene Ontology annotation, molecular function: aspartate kinase activity. Lineage: Eukaryota; Fungi; Ascomycota; Eurotiomycetes; Eurotiales; Aspergillaceae. Gene Ontology annotation, biological process: amino acid biosynthetic process. Bases 1 to 1572 code for a protein of 523 amino acids. The record is from RefSeq and is a predicted model, not a curated record. The transcript is spliced from 4 exons.
AUGACCAUGGAUUCCGUUGCCCGCAACCUAGAGGCGAGCCAGAAUCAUCUGUCGCGCCCACCGCACAGCAAUUGGGUCGUGCAAAAGUUCGGCGGUACCAGCGUCGGCAAGUUCGCCUUGAACAUCAUCGAACAGGUCGUCGAACCCAGCCUGGUCGACAACCGAGUCGCCGUCGUCUGUUCUGCCCGAAGCAACUCGACCAAGGCCGAAGGCACCACCAACCGAUUACUACGGGCAGCGCGGGACGCUGGAAUCCCCCACUCGCGCCAGUAUGAAUCCCUCGUUGACGCCGUCCGACGGGAGCACGUCCAAGUCGCCGAGGAACAGGUCAAGUCGCCGGAAUUGAGACAGCAAGUGAUCACCGACAUCAACGAGGAAUGUGAACGGGUUCUCAAAGUCCUCGAGGCUGCGCAGACACUGGGGGAGAUCAGCGCACGCUGUGUGGACAAGGUCAUCAGCGCGGGGGAGAAACUCAGCUGUCGACUGAUGGCCGCCUUCUUGCAAGACCGAGGAAUCGACUCGCAGUAUGUCGAUCUGGCCGAGGUGAUCGAUUUCCCCAUCGGCAACCAAGGUCUUGACCAGGACUUUUACAACACGCUGGCUGCCGCCCUCGGCAGGAAGAUCGAGGCCUGCGGACAUCGAGUCCCCGUGGUCACCGGGUACUUUGGAACGGUUCCUGGCGGGCUGCUCGAUCAGAUUGGCCGAGGCUAUACCGAUUUGUGUGCGGCCCUUGUUGCCGUUGGAACCCAUGCCAAGGAACUCCAAGUCUGGAAAGAAGUGGACGGCAUCUUCACGGCAGACCCCCGUAAGGUGCCCACGGCUCAUCUGCUCUCGACGAUCACACCCGCAGAGGCGGCUGAGUUGACAUUCUACGGCUCCGAGGUGAUCCAUCCGUUCACCAUGGAGCAAGUAAUCCGCGCCAGGAUCCCAAUUCGCAUCAAAAACGUGAUGAAUCCGAAAGGCAGGGGCACGGUCAUCUACCCCGACUCCACGGCCGAGCUCGAGCGGACCACUCCCGGGCAUGAUCCCCGACUGUUCCGGACUCGCAGUCCGAGCUUCAUGCAGAGACCCAAGCGACCAACAGCCGUGACCAUCAAGCAUAAGAUCCUAGUGAUCAACGUCCACUCGAACAAGCGCUCGCUAUCACAUGGCUUCUUUGCCGGCAUCUUCUCGGUGCUAGAUAAGUGGCGCCUGUCCAUUGACUUGAUCUCGACGAGUGAGGUGCACGUGUCCAUGGCCCUCCAUUCGGAGAUGCCCCUCCUCAAUGGCAACGGACGGGACGAAUACCAGGUCAUUGACGACGACCUGAAGGGGGCCUUGAAUGACCUCGGCAGCUACGGGACAGUAGAUAUCAUCCCGGAGAUGGCCAUUCUGAGUCUGGUGGGCAAGCAGAUGAAGAAUAUGAUUGGCGUGGCCGGCCGCAUGUUCACCACCCUGGGCGAGAACAACGUGAACAUUGAGAUGAUUUCACAAGGUGCGAGCGAAAUCAACAUCUCUUGCGUGAUCGAGGAACGAGACGCCGACCGGGCCUUGAAUAUCAUCCAUACCAGCAUGUUCACCUUCCUGGAUUAG